GCCGCGCGGUCGCCUCCAUCUCCACCUCCUCCUCCUCCUCCUGUUCUUCUUCCUCGUUGCGUUCCGCCUGCCCUGCCUCGGAGCGUGGUGUUCUGCAGCGGCGGGGACCAGUGCUAUGUCGGGAAAGUUCGGGGAGGGAGCGCAGGGGGCCAUGCAAUCGGGGCUCCGCCGCUCGCGCGCCGCGCCUUGCAGGAGGAUUGUGUCUGUAUCUUUCUACUGUUGCUGCAGGAACAUCCUUCACAUCCCCAGCUUUUGGCUUGUUUUUGGGCAAAAGGAUUCCUGUGGAAGAUGGAACUCUGGAUUUCAGACUAUGUCUCAAGGCUCCUCAGUGAAACAUGAUUCUGCUGCUUGAGAGAGACACAUCUCUGAUGGCACCUUCUAUGCAACAGAAACCAUGGUAUUCUUAGCAAUGUUGACUGCAUCCCAUCCGGGGACAUCCAACACAACGUACAUAGUGUAUGAAAAUACAUACAUGAAUAUGACAGCCCCUCCGCCAUUCCACCAUCCCAGCAUUGGCCCACUGAUUAGAUAUAGUUUUGAAACGAUGGCUUUUACUGGGAUGAGUUCCUUGAUGGUAAAUAGCACAGCGGUAUCCCCAGUACCAGCAGCUUUUGAGAGCCUCAACUUGCCUCUCCAAAUCAUCCUUUUUGCUCUGAUGAUAUUUAUUCUCUUUGUGUCUUUUCUCGGGAACUUGGUUGUUUGCCUGAUGGUUUACCAAAAAGCAGCCAUGCGGUCUGCAAUUAACAUUCUCCUUGCAAGCCUGGCAUUUGCAGAUAUGUUACUUGCCGUGCUGAACAUGCCCUUUGCCUUGGUAACUAUCCUUACUACUAGAUGGAUUUUUGGGAAAUUUUUUUGUAGGGUGUCUGCUAUGUUUUUCUGGAUGUUUGUGAUAGAAGGAGUAGCCAUUUUGCUCAUAAUUAGUAUAGAUAGGUUUCUUAUUAUAGUUCAGAAGCAGGAUAAGCUAAAUCCAUAUAGGGCUAAAGUUCUCAUUGCAGUCUCUUGGGCAACUUCUUUUUGUAUAGCUUUCCCUUUGGCUGUAGGAAAUCCUGACUUGCAGUUACCUUCCCGAGCCCCGCAGUGUGUAUUUGGGUACACAACUAAUCCAGGAUACCAGGCUUAUGUGAUUUUGAUUUCUCUCAUUUCUUUCUUCAUACCCUUCUUGGUGAUACUGUACUCAUUUAUGGGCAUACUCAACACUCUUCGGCACAACGCUUUGAGGAUCCAUAGCUACCCUGAGGGUAUAUGUCUCAGCCAGGCUAGCAAGCUAGGUCUCAUGAGUCUGCAGAGACCCUUCCAGAUGAGCAUUGACAUGGGCUUUAAAACGCGUGCCUUCACCACCAUUCUGAUUCUCUUUGCUGUCUUCAUAGUCUGCUGGGCCCCAUUCACCACUUACAGCCUUUUGGCAACAUUCAACAAGCAGGUUUAUUAUCAGCACAACUUUUUUGAGAUUAGCACCUGGCUACUCUGGCUCUGCUACCUCAAAUCUGCAUUGAACCCACUGAUUUACUACUGGAGGAUUAAAAAAUUCCAUGACGCCUGCCUGGACAUGAUGCCGAAGUCCUUCAAGUUUUUGCCGAAGCUUCCUGGUCACACCAGGCGCCGGAUUCGCCCCAGUGCUAUCUAUGUGUGUUCAGAACAUCGGACAGUUGUGUGACUGUUGAAACUACCAGCCAUUUUGGAUGAUGGUUAUUCUUUAUCUGACUU
Molecule: messenger RNA, 1704 nt
Organism: Suncus etruscus (white-toothed pygmy shrew)
Lineage: Eukaryota; Metazoa; Chordata; Mammalia; Eulipotyphla; Soricidae
Gene: GPR63
Product: G protein-coupled receptor 63
Exons: 3
Coding region: 395-1654 (419 amino acids)
Biological process (GO): G protein-coupled receptor signaling pathway
Cellular component (GO): membrane
Molecular function (GO): G protein-coupled receptor activity
Source: RefSeq, a predicted model, not a curated record